AAGCGGGGCGCGAGCACCUGACAGCAACAUGGCGGCGGCGGGGCGGCGCGCCGGGGGCCCGGGGCAGCCACCCGCGGGGGACCCGCCGCCCGCCCGCGAGCUGGUGCGGCCCUCGGUGACGGAGCUGUCCCAAGUGAGGACCAACAUCCUGUGCACCGUGCCCGGCUGCGGCAAGGUCCUGCCCAACAGCCCGGCCCUCAACAUGCACCUCAGCAAGGCCCACCGGCUCCAGGAUGGAAAAUUUAAUGCACCGAUAAGGAAGGGUUUGAAAACUCCACAGAAAUUCUACUGCUGUCCUAUUGAAGGCUGCCCCAGAGGACCAAACAGACCAUUUUCCCAAUUUUCUCUUGUAAAACAGCACUUUAUGAAGAUGCAUGCUGAAAAGAAGCACAAAUGUGAUAAAUGUAGUAACUCCUAUGGUACAGAAUGGUAUUUGAAACGGCAUAUAGAGGACUGUGGCAAGACUUUCCGGUGUACUUGUGGGUGCCCCUAUGCCAGCAGACCAGCGUUACUGUCUCAUAUUUACAGAACUGGACAUGAAAUUCCUGCAGAACACAGGGAUCCUCCUAGUAAGAAAAGGAAAAUGGAAACCUCUGUACAUAAUCAGCAGUUGGCAGAGAAAGCAAAUACAGGAUUCAUCGAUACACACAGUAAUAACCCUGGGACUCAGGAGUUGGAGUCAUCUGAAGUAAAACUAGUGGCAUCUUUUGAAGGUUCCUGCAAUUCUAACUUCACAAAGCAAGUGCACCCAAAAUGUACACCGAAGAUGCUUUUGCCAAAGCCCAAGGUGGCUUUGGUUAAACUUCCAGUGAUGCAGCUUGCUCACUUGCCUGUGUAUGUAUCUGCAACAGAUUCUUCUGUCAAGCCUGUUGUAGUGGCUGUUGAUAAUCAAGGUUCAGUUGUAAGUACUGUUCAUUUAUUGCCUCAAUCUGUGGGAAUUCUGAUUCCAGCACUGGAGGCGGAAACGCUUGUAUUUAAAGAUACUAUGCCGGUUUCAAAAGUGACGAAUUCUGGUGAUAAUGAAGCAGUAAGUACUGGUGUACAAGUUGACCUGGAUAAGGUUGCAUCAAGUAGUCCAGGACAAGAGCUGGGGAAUGUUUGUCACAAGAAUAAAAUUUCUUCAAUAAAUGUACAGACUGACUUAUCUUAUAUUUCUCAAAAUUUUGUACCGUCUGCAGGAUGGACUCCCGAUUCUUCUGUCUCCUCUUGUUCUCAGACAGAUCUGUCGUUUAGUUCACAGGUUUCAUUACCCAUCAGUGUACAAACGCAGACGCUGCUGCCUGCUUCCAAACUGACUUCAUCCAUAGCUGCUCAGACUGAUGAUUUUAGUCAGGCUUGUUUUCCAACAUGUGGCAUUUCUAGAGAGACUCAGACCAGUAGGACACAGGAUUCUAUUGAUGGAAGAGUGCAAAUGGACCAGGCUGUAAUGUGCAGUGACAUCUUUGAAAAUGUUCAUUCAUCAUAUAGUGUUUCUACUCAAAUUGAACUUCCUGAAAAUAACUUAAUGACUACAAAUAUAGAUCAAGCCUUGCUGCAGAGGAGUAACUGCAAGAGCCUCAAUCAAGAUACUGUGAAGUCUGAAUCUCUUAUUGGCUUCAAUACCCAGGCUAAUAUACUUCCACCUCAAAAUACAAUGGAUAAUCAAACCCAAACAAUGGACUUGCUAAGUGAUCUGGAAAAUAUCUUUUCAGGAAACAUGUCUGGCCAGACACUGGAUAAUCGUAGCCUUUUGUCUGAGACAAGUUCUAAUGCUGACACACAUCUGCCAUCUGGUCCAUCACAAAGCACAGGAAUAGACUUUGACAUUGAAGAGUUCUUUUCAGCGUCCAAUAUCCAAACUCAGACUGAAGAGAGCGAGCUUGGUACCCUACACUCCGAGCCAGUUUUGGAGUCACUGGACAUCGAAACUCAAACUGAUUUCUUAUUUUCAGACAGUGCCACUCAAUCGUAUAGCUGCAGGGGAAAUUCUAACUUCUUAGGUUUGGAGAUGUUUGAUACGCAGACUCAGACAGACUUGAAUUUCUUUUUGGACAGCAAUACCCAUCUGCCUUUAGGAAGUAUUCUGAAGCAGUCCAGUUUCUCUAUGAGCACUGACUCAUCAGAUACAGAAACCCAGACAGAAGUAUAUCCUGCCACUAAAAAUGUACCUAACCAGAACAUAGAAAGCAAAGUCCAGCUCAGUAGUGCUGAAACACAGACUAUGGAUAGCUGCUUUGAGAAUCUUGGGAAUUUAUUCCUUACCAGCAACGAGACACAGACAGCAAUGGAUGACUUUCUUCUGGCUGACUUAGCCUGGAAUACAAUGGAGUCCCAGUUCAGUUCAGUUGAAACACAGACCUGUGAAGAGCUGUGCUCCUUGUUUCAGAGCUCUGACAAGCCCAGCCAUUGAGUACUGUGUAACAGAACUGUUUCCUGUGGUUUGAAAUUAAGUUAUUGGGGUGGGAGAGAUGCAUCGACCAAGUUACCCAUUUCACACUGUUGAAUGUAGUUAUUGUGUGCGGUUGGCCUAAAAGACUUCUCAUGCUGAAGGUACUUCAUUGAAAAUGUAACUUCAACAUAAGUUAUACAUGCAUAAUGGGGUGGGGGGAGUAACAUGUUAAUGUACAUUUGAACCUUAAAACAACAGUUUGUGGUGCCUAUGUUUUUUGCUCAAUCUUCUUUACAAACUGCUUCGUUUAAACCGAAGAACCUUUUGGAAGUGUCCCAUAUAUAUCUACAUCUGGCUUAUGUGUAGGGUUCCAUUGUGCUAGACCAAAACCUGACCUGUCCAAUUCAGAUGCUUCCCUGAAUUACGGGGGAGGAUUCUCUUAGUGUAAGCUACUUCUGUUUACUUUUUUUAGUAGCUUGUAUUUUAAAUCCGGCAUGAACAUAAUAAGCCGUAUUGUCUUUUCCUUUAUGCUUUCACAGCUCUUUCUCCUGUUUAAGUUGCAGUUUUCCAAACACCUGUCCAACAGCCAUAGAUAUACGUAGACUUGAAUUAUGGAAUACUGAUUUAAAAAAAGAUGUGGAAAGCAGUAGUUGUUUUUCCCAGGUGUCACUGAUGCCCUCGGAAGGGUAGGAAAGGAACUUAGAAUACAUCAUCACUUGGAAAAUUGUUAUGAUGUCCUUUUAGCUAGUGUAAUAAAUGGGACUAAAAUAAUUUAGAGUCUUCAGAAGGGAUUUGCUUGAAUUAUUUCUGACUUUAAGACACAAAUGUUACAAUGUUUGUGCCUCAAAAACUGGAAUAGUUUGUUUUUAGUGAACUUCCCCUUGUCUCCACCAAGGUGUAAGUUGGGAAAUGUCACAGUGGUUUAUAUUUCCACUACCUUAACAAAAAUAUUCAAAGGUGAGAAACUGAAUUCUCUGAAAUAUUUCUCCACCUAUUUUUGGACUUCUGCUUCCAGAAAUGAAGCAAACUCAACAGCAUGUAUCAGAGCUGGGAGAUGUGCUCACAAAAACCCUUUCAGAAAAGAUGUAUCUUGCUUUUGCACAUUGAUCUGCAGCAGGUGGUUCCUGCACCUUUUGGAACAUUUUCCGAGCGUAAUCAAAAAGUUGGGCUGAUGUGUCAAAGAGAAAUAUGUGACCUCUUGGAUUUUUGUAGGUUUAUUUUAUCCUUUGUACUGUGCUGGUAGCAGAUGUAUUUACAUGAAAAAAAAAAAGCCGGUUGUGAAUGUAUGCUGGAAUUUGGCCUUAACUGAUCCUUGUUGUAACGUCUGCAAAAAUGUAGGCCUCUGGUUUUGUUCUGGACAGGUUUUAGUUUCUGUUACAUUAAUUGCAAAACGAAACAUCUUCAUGUCAUGUUCCUGGGCUUUACUGUGUUGUGAGAGAUACUGGCUAUGUAUUUACUCGGCAUCCCACCAGUAAUGUGUCCAAGCUGUAGUUUUUGAAGACUCGCUAUGCUUUGUGCACAGCUUUGUGUCUUUUCCUCAAGGAUGUGGGAAUACAGUUACUCAACGCAGCUAGCUUGUUUUCUUGAAAAUGAGCAAUACCUUUUGAUUUUAUUAUCUCAAUUUUGCCAAAAUUGCCAUGCUUCAGUCAACACAGUAAUCUGAUAAGCAUCUCAACUUUUGCUGGAAAUCAUCUCUUUAGAUUAACCUUGAAACUCUCGUUUUCCUCUUGAAAAACGAAAGGCCUGAACGCGCAGCCCUGUUGCCUUUAUAACUUCCCUAGGUGAGUGUUCAUGUGAGUGUUCACACGCUUUCAGUCUUUGGCUGAAGGAACUACCAAAAGAAAUCCUGCAGUUCCCCCCAGGAGUACUGUCAUUUCCCUUGCGGAAAGUCCCACCAGGUUGAAUAAUAUCUAGAGUAAUAAUCUUAAAGGCGAGAUAUAUUCAAAAAGGAAGACAUGGCUUGUAAUUAUCUUUGGUUCUAUUUUUUUUUUCCUUAAGAUACGACUGUCCUACUUUGAAAUUUAGAAAUAAGAUAAAUGACAAAAUUUAUUCAGUGUAUUGUAGUGCAGUACUUUUCUAGUAAUGUUACAUCUUCAGGUUUUAAAAGCGGUUUUUCUUCUCCUUUCUUCCUCAUGGCUGGAAUACCAGGGAAUACUUCUGCAUGGAUAGGCUUCUACAUUUUCAAUGUCAUGAUCAAAUCUUCAAAUCACAAAGAGAAAUGGUUACUACAAAUCCUAUUCCUAUAUUAUUAUGCUAAAGGAAAUUGACAGUUGGGGAAAACGAUUUUUCCAUAGCUGUAGAAGGCAGAAGUGAGAAACUCUUCCUUGCUUCUGCCUACAGAACGUAGGUCUUUUUCUACAACAGACAGAAAUUAAAAGAUGGGGAGCAGAAUUAGAGAGGCUUUGAAGUUCAGCCCUCUGAGAGACCAGCGAGAAUUUCAAGAACUUUGAAGCUAAUUUACAAAUCCAAAUGAGAAUCAACUUGAUAAAGUGUAAGCCAAACCUCUUCACGUCAGUGACUAUCAGAAAAACAAAACAAAAAUCAGGAAGGUUUGUGUGGACGCAGUCUCACAUGACUGUUACUCCUUUAUUGUACUUUAUAAUUAAAAUUACUGAUAAGUUUCUGUGUUGUUAGAAUAUGCAAAUACAAUUUACUUCCCUCAUCCUCUGGGUUUUAAAUAGUUUGGUCUGUAGUUAAUGAACACAGUAUUACAACGUCGAGUUCUUUAUUCUAAGUGCAGUAUUAAGAAAUCAUUUAGUAUACCUGCAGUGUCUUCUGUCAGCAAAAUAAUUCCUUAAAUUAAUGGUAUUUUUUUUCACAAAUUUCAUUCCCCAUAAAGAAACAAGUUCAGAUCCUACCCUGUUGGCAUAUGUCCUUCAUUUUGGAUAUAUUAAAUAUUUUUGUGAAAAUGCAAAGGCUGUAAUCAGAUUGUUCAUAGUUGCUCAAUCAACCAGUAAAGCUUCCGAAACCUGGUCUGAAAUAUUGUUGGUCAAUACUACUUAUUCUUAAAAAUGAAAUAAUUUAUUUUAGAUGGGUAAUUGACUAUUUUGACCAUUGUUUUCAAAAUAAACUUCGCUGAGAACUAUUUCUUAGUAGUACUAAAAUGAUACUUAUCUCCCUUUUUCUGCAGUUUGUCUCUGAUUUGAUUUUCAAGGCACUGACUCUGUUGUAAGUAUUGGUCAGCAGUGACUUACUAUUUUGCUAAUUCUCUUUUGUAUCCUCUACUGCCAUUUGAGCUGCUAUAUGAAAAGUAAUAUCAGGUUGUCCACAAUCUCUUAGCACAAACUUUUAUCUGGAAGUGAUACUAAUCCUACUUGUGCUUACUCUUUGCGUUUCCUGCUUAAUUAAGUUACACUGCAAUUGCUGGCUCUUGAUCUUGGAUGUCUGUGUAAAUACUAUUCCAAAACUGAGUUAGUAGUUUAAUUAGUCUAAUUAGUGGUAAACUUACGUGUUUCUUUAGUGUUUAAGGAGAAAGUUAGUCUGAGAUAUGCCACUGUCUAUCAACUGCUGCUUCAGCAAAUUCAGUAUUUUGUCUCUGAGAAAGAUAGUGCUCCAGCAAACAAGUUAAAAUCCCUGUAGAGCCUGACAAAUCGCUCCAGUUGGUCAGACUUUUUCCAAAUACUUCAGAGGACUUCUGGUUUAUUAUGUUGUCAGAAAAAAAAACCUUCCUCCUGCACUUCAUUUAGUGUAAUUUCAACCUUGCUGAGAAUACAGCAUUCUGCUAAGAAUUGGUCAGGAAAGGCAAAUUUGUUAGCUAUGCUAUCCAAUUUGUUCUAAGUCGUUUCAAAAUAUCAGUUUCUUACUUUUCUUCAGAUAGCUGAAAAUAAUCGUAAGUCACAGAUAUCUUAGCAGAAUUUAGUUUUGUGCUGUUUAAGAAUAAUACAGUUGUGUAUAGAUUAAGUUGCAUGCUGAGAUUCUUCAAUGCAACUUCUCUGGAAGAAAAAAAAAGAUAAAUUUCACACCCGUGUCAGGUCAAGUAGUACACUGAUGGAUGAAUCCUCCAUUGGCUGUUAGCACGCAUGGGUGGGCAAAAUUGAGUAGAUGUACUCGAAACUUGUGGCUUCUGAGAGAACACCAAUUGUUAGAAAAGUUAACUAUGUUCCAUUUUCAAGGUAUGUGGAAACUUAAACAAAUGAAACAGGCAAGUGUAGGACUCACAUUCUAUGAGAAGUACAAAAUAGCCCUCAGAGAUUAAAAAAAAAAAAAAAAAAAGAGUUCUGUCUUACGUCAUGUCUUGUUGCCUUACAUGUUUGUUUGUCACUUGAUGCUAAAAGUUUAUAUGAGAGUAGAUAGAGUUUCUUCUGUUUUUGGAAUUACACUUGUGUCUGUUUCCACUUCCAUGGCUGUAAGUGCUUGUUUCUGCUUUGGGAAAGGAGGAAAUCCUCCCUCUGGCUCUUAAUGGCAGCCUAAGAGAUGCUGCUAGUUUAAAGUUAAUUUAUUAAUGCUCCAGAAUCUUAGCUAUAUACAACUGUUUGUGUCUAGAAACUUCCCACUUCCAAAUGGUGUGAAAUCUUAAGGAAAAAGAUACGUGCAGCUGUUUAAAAGAUGUAAAAAAGCCUUGUGAGACCUAGUCCAGUUUUAAACAAUUCAAUGUCUGUAACUUACUGUGCGUCACUAACCUCCUUCCAAUAUUGUAUUCCUAGACACACUGUCACACAUUUUCUCUGCUGAAAACAAAAGGUUAGAUUUCCCUGUUAGCCAUUUACGUUAAGAGGGUAGGGGCAACAGAACAAAGAAAGGUGACUGCCUUCAUUAUUUUAAGUCUUUAUCCUGGUAACGCAUCCUCACGUACUGAGUCAGAUGCAAACUGAUCUUCCUGUGUGGCUGGGUAAGAGAUGUAAGCGUUGGCAGGAUUGGGAUCUUAGGAUCCUCGGGGCUUUUGGGUUGUUUAAUUUUGACUGUUUUUUUAAUAACUUUUCAAAUACAGGAUAAGUAAGAUCAAUAAAACACAUAAUGAAUCAACAUAAGGUGCUAAACUUGCAAAAUGUUACUGAAAUGACAACUCAGAGGUGAACCAAACUUACCUGCCUUUAGUAGCAGGUUGUACAGCUUCCUUUUGGCUAUCUUUGACUACUUUUUCUUCUAACAUUAUCUUAAAGUACAAUUUCCAGUUCCAAAUACAUUCACACCAAAAUGUUUUUAAUAUUGUGAGCUUUUUCAUUCCUGUUUGGUUGAAGGUGCUGCUAUUAUGCUUGUGUUUGUAAUAGGUUUACUGUAAACAGACCUCCGUAACAGUUUCACAUGAACACUAUGAGGAUGGGGUUGUUGAACAGCAGCAAGCUGCUUCAAUGCGUGAUGCAAACAUGCAUCUUCUGUUCCUUUCGUUGCGGUGGGUUUUUGUUUGUUUUGAUUUGAUUUGUUGUUUCUUUUUAUGGUUCACGUGAAUCAACAUGGGUGCUAAAAGGAUUUGCGGGUUAGAGCAUGACUGCAUUUUCUUGUUCAAAGUGCCAUUGCUAUACAGUGAACAGCAUCAAGGAACUACAUUGUUCAGUUCUGCGUUGCCAUCCAGUCAGGUUGAUGUUUGUCUUCAUGCGUGUGACUCUUCCACUUUGCUGAAAAUGUCAUCGGACAGCCUGAAACAGUGGAAAUUCCCAAAGGAGCUGCAGAUCUCUACUUAAAUGACAGAAGUCCUUCACCUCUGAUUCUUUUUCAUAUACUGGUUUUUCGGGAGUAUCUUCAACGUAACUGGCAAUGGAAUAUGAUAGAUGGCUUGUGACGAAGUAAGCCAUGCAGCAUCUAUUUCACAAUGAAUAAUGCUUUACAUGCAUGCUUCAAGCACUUGCAUGCAGAGCUAGAUUGACAGUGCUCUAUUAUACAGAUGCUUGCAAGUGCAUCUGUGAUAAAAAAUAAAGCUAGAUAUGAAAGUAGCCAUAUAUUUUCAGCUUACAGAAUUCAAAAGCUGAUAAUGAUCUCGUUUAAACUUGCAACUCUUUAGAAUGGGUGAGUAAUACAUCUCAUGAGUGAGCCUUUCCCAAAGCAUGUGUGAGUUAAUAAAGCUGAGAAAUGUCCUUAAAAUAUUCUUCUCAGCGCUGGUGGGAUUGUGACCUAGCAGACAAAUCUAGUUUUCAAAGGAUGUUCUUGUUUGAUUCUUGCUAUCUAAGCCAAUAAACUUGCAAUAAGCAGAGAAAAGCAAGUAUUCGUUUCUUAUACCUGUUUUACGAGUGACAAUCCCAAAGAAGGAAUGUUGUCCUAACAAUUGUGAAAUGUUUAAUUAUAUUAAUGCAUGCAGAAAAAAAAAAAAAAAAAACUGUGCCAAAAUACUGAUUCGUAUUUCCUUAUGUUGGAAACUGAACUGUUACACAAAGCUACUAGUAAGUUAUUCACACAAGUAUUGAAACCUUGUGUUCACAAAUGAAGCACUUAUUUAGUCCUGUAAAUUAUACAUAUUUUGGAAUAAAGUGAAUUUCAAUCAA
Numida meleagris (helmeted guineafowl) is the source of this 8781-nucleotide messenger RNA. It is a transcript of the gene ATMIN, whose product is annotated as ATM interactor. NCBI's taxonomy places the organism in Eukaryota, Metazoa, Chordata, Aves, Galliformes, Numididae. The record is from RefSeq and is a predicted model, not a curated record. Bases 29 to 2389 code for a protein of 786 amino acids. The transcript is spliced from 4 exons. Gene Ontology annotation, cellular component: nucleus. Gene Ontology annotation, biological process: regulation of transcription by RNA polymerase II. Gene Ontology annotation, molecular function: transcription cis-regulatory region binding; DNA-binding transcription factor activity, RNA polymerase II-specific.